Molecule: messenger RNA, 1489 nt
Organism: Seminavis robusta
Lineage: Eukaryota; Bacillariophyta; Bacillariophyceae; Naviculales; Naviculaceae
Source: the annotation of a GenBank genome assembly
GUCAAGAAGCCAGACAAAAAAUUCAAGUGCUUUGGAUGUUGUCUCAAAUAAAUAUUGGUGCUCCCAAUUCGAGGGAUGUUGGUACCAGGUAGCAUCCAUGCAAUCCAGCCUCUAAAGAUCUUUGGGUCUGCAUCCUCCCAACCGACAAUCUGUAUCUUUUUGCCUCUGGUACCCGUACCAGAGUUCGGUCAGUCUUGUAGCUUUUUGUGGGUGCAACUGCUCAAGCCAAGGUGCGUGUGACUGCAAGCACUCGUCCCAGGAUCCUGGAAUGAUGUACCGUGCCACUCUCUCUCAUAAUUCUAUGGAUGCUCUAUCAUGACCUUCUCGUCAUCGUUCACUGCCGCCAUUUUCGUCCUCUUGUUUCUGCAGAAUGCUGCUUGCUCUGCAGAAGAUGAGGAUAUACCGGUGACCCUUCACCCCCUUCGAUAUUGCGCCGACAGGGGAUGGAUGGGCUGUAACGAGUAUUCGUACCCCUAUGGUACCUUUUGGAAGGAUGCUGGUAUGCUCGAGGAGAACCAAGACAUGGCUUGCAUGGCUAUCAUGGGAGAGGCUCCAUCCAACCCAAAGUACCUGGUCAUCUUCUCCAGUGGCCAAGGAUCCAGCAAGGAUCUGGGCAGUGUUGUCAGUGGGGCCCAUGAUGGUUGGCAAUGGGAUACCACCGGGAACGGUGGAACAUCGAGCACUGUCAAUCGGUUGAGUGUGGCGGCCGAAUUCUACCAAGAUCAAACCCGUUUCCUUCCCAACCAUGAAACUCUUUACUUGACCUUGUUUGAUUCCCAGUUUAAUCAUAUGGACUCUGCCAAUGCAAAGCAAGCGACCCUGAAUGGGUACGCUGCGUAUUUGGAUAGCAAGGUGUUGUCUUGGGAUAACAUCAAAGGCAUUGUCAUUGCGGGUGCCUCUCGUGGUGGAUGCUUGUCCAUGCGCUUGUCCCAACAUUUGCGUGCCCAAUACAAUUUGGACCAUGUCAAGUUUGCGUUGGGAACCAUUGAUGGUGUUUGCAAGUACACACAAAAUGAGUUUGGCGUCACAUCGGAUACUAUUGACAAUCCUCUCCCUGGAGCCCCGGCGGGCUACAAGGCUUACAAAACGAAUAUUCCAGCUCAGCUGCAAGGGCCCAAAGAAGACUACUGCAUUUGGCAGUUGACUCUAGGUGACGACGCAACGGGUAGAUUGAGCUUGGGAAUUCGGGGCUUCACUCACGAGACCUGCAGCGAUAUCUACUGCGAGUUGUUGGACGGCAAUGGCGACCCCUUCUACACACAGGUGUGGGAUGAUCUUUGCCAUUCUUGUGCAACAAUGAACUUUGAUGAAGUGUCACGAGCCAGAACUUCGGUGCCAUUGCUGGAUCACUUGGCAGUAUGUGUGAUUCGCUUUGGAUGGGGCCUGUUUGAUGAUUCAGUUGCAGUGGCCAAGCAAGGUCCUUGAUGAUGAAGUGCAUGCGUGGACACAAUACGUACCGGUAGCUUUGUAAUAAAUUUCAUUUCUCUAC